CAUCCGCGAACAUCGUACCAGGAAACGACAUACUCAUGGUUUAUAAGACUGCAUAUAACAACAACAUUUUUGACCAAAUGCAGGUGUCAAAGUUGACAGUUUGUAGCUUAUAUUUAGGAAAUUAACGAGGUUUGGUUUUCAGGUGAGAUUUACAAAGAACUUUCUGUCGUGUAGUUGGCUUCGAAAAGGACUUGAUGGGAUCUAGAUUCCCGUUGAUGACUGCGGUUCAUAUAGCGGUUUUGGCGUUCCACUAUGGUGCAGACUUGGUAACCGCCUACUGUUAUGUACCAAUGUGCCCACGACCCCAUGUUACAUACCCAGAGAGCAUUGUUGAGGCAGAGGAUUGCUACAAAAAAGCUACAGUCAUCUCGAUCGGGUGUGCUGCUGGAUUCCGGAAAAAUGGCGCCAGUUACUCCGUAAAGUGUGAUGGUCAGUCCGGCGAGUGGAUCCCGGUUGGAUCUUGUAGUAUAGAAUUGUCUUCUUUCAUCUUGGGCACUGUGGCGUUUGUACUGGUCGUACUAUCGGCUGCUUUCUUGAUCUUUACUUUUCGAAGAAAUCGCAGUAGAAGAACUAUGCAGGUGACCAAUGUUUCUCGAAGAGCAGGCCAGAAUGAAAGAACCGAACACGUCGAAUCACGUCGAACAUGUCGAAUCACGAGGGUAGUCAACAUAGGGUACGACCCGCGGGGGCCGUCCAACGACAUUCACCUCGCUGAGAUCCACCCCGACCCACCCUCCCGCAUCCGAGGACUUAUAAAUCCUAAUUGUACAAACAAUCAGCAAGAAUUUAGUUUCACUAGCAGUGACAUGUACGGGCCACCUCCAAAUAGCCAAGUACCUGACGUCACACUUCGAGGCUCAUAGUUAACGGCAGAUACUAGCCUGACCCGAUGGCCGGACCUUGCAGUAUACCUUUGACCGACUGACCUUUGAUCUCGCACUCAUUUCAACCGGAGAUUCGCAGUCGGUUCUCAUGUUAUAUAGGCUAUACAUAACUUGAAUAAUUAGCAUACAUAGCGAGUAUAACUCUACAUGAGCAUUGUGCACUUGUACGCUGCAUGCAGACGGUCAAAAGUACAAACUUAUACAUCACCUCGGAACAAUCAUAACACUCAUAUGGAAAGCUUAAUAUACGUCACAGCACAACCAUCCAAUGAAAUCAUUGUAUUUAAAUGCAAUAAUUAGGCCUGUAAGAACCCGUGUAUUGUCUAAAGGCCGAGUCACACUGCAGCGAUAACGAAACAUAGUUGUGAUUCUGUCAUUAUUUUGGUUUAGUUCUAUCGUCGUGGCCGUCUUGUGGUAAUUGUAUUGUUUGUUUGUUUGGUUUUGUUUGAGGAGUUAGUUUGAGGUGUUUGUUUUUCUGGUUGGGU
This is a messenger RNA of Asterias rubens (European starfish), 1369 nucleotides long. RefSeq lists its product as uncharacterized. The record is from RefSeq and is a predicted model, not a curated record. Bases 195 to 863 code for a protein of 222 amino acids. NCBI's taxonomy places the organism in Eukaryota, Metazoa, Echinodermata, Asteroidea, Forcipulatida, Asteriidae. The transcript has 6 exons.